GCUGAAUUUUUCCUUCCUUGGUUGGCACAUGAUGAUGCUAGUUCGGUUGACCCAACGCGCAGUGCGCAAGCAACAAGCGUCCUUGGUGGCGCUGGCCGUGGAACCUCAUGCCAAGGCCUCAUCUGCCUCCAUGGGUGUCCUUGUCGGUGCGUCGGCGUUGAUGUUGGCAUCUUUCUCGACGGCCGCGUCCAAUGACCACGCGUUGAACCCCAACGAGUGGCGAUCGUUCCGUGUGUACAGCAAUGAACGGCUGAACCACAACACGCACAAGUUGCGCCUGGAAUUCCCCGAGGAGGACCAAACCAGCGGCCUCACUGUUGCGUCGUUCCUUCUCACGAAGGCGCAUCUCAACGGCAAGACUGUCAUCCGUCCAUACACGCCAACGUCCGCAAACUCUCAAAAGGGCCACCUGGAGCUCAUCGUGAAGGGAUACCCCACGGGUACGAUGAGCAAGCAUCUCGUGAACUUGAAGGCAGGCGACCACAUCGACGUCAAGGGCCCGAACAUCAAGUUUACGUACAAGCCGAACUCACGCAAGCACAUUGCCAUGGUCGCGGGAGGCAGCGGCAUCACGCCAAUGCUGCAAGUGGCUUUGGAGAUUCUGCGUAACCCCGAGGACAACACGGAUGUGACGUUGAUUUUCGCCAACGACACGGAAGAAGACAUCAUUCUCCGCGACGAGCUGGCGUCGUACGAGCAAAUCUACCCUGGGUUGAAGGUCAUCAACGUCCUGAGCAAGCCCUCCGCGUCAUGGACGGGCUACACCGGCUACGUCACCAAGGACAUCUUGGAAAAGCACCUCCCUGGACCCUCCACGGACAACUUGGUCCUCGUCUGCGGCCCGCCUGGCUUCAUGCACGCUGUGUCGGGCGGCAAGGCUAAGGACUACUCCCAAGGUCAAGUCGAAGGCAUCCUCAAGGACCUCCACUACACGUCCGAGACUGUCUUUAAGUUUUAACCUGCUCAAUGUACAAGUUGCUCAUGGGGCUAUGUUACUCUCG
This is a messenger RNA of Aphanomyces invadans, 1001 nucleotides long. RefSeq lists its product as hypothetical. Gene Ontology annotation, molecular function: cytochrome-b5 reductase activity, acting on NAD(P)H. NCBI's taxonomy places the organism in Eukaryota, Oomycota, Saprolegniomycetes, Saprolegniales, Verrucalvaceae. The transcript has a single exon. The record is from RefSeq and is a predicted model, not a curated record. The coding region runs from base 29 to 958 and encodes 309 amino acids.